GUCUGUUUUUAAGAGGAUAAACAAAACUGCAUGAGCCACCAGCAGCAGUGAUCUGGUAACUACAGAGUCGCAUGCAGGUGUGACUAUGGGAAAGUCUUUUUCCAGCCUCACUAAGCAGACCGGCCAGGAUAAUGGCCAGGAGAGCCUGACCUCUCCUCUGGAGGACUCUCAGAGUGAGGACGGAAAGGGUGGAGACGUCUCCCAGUUUCCUUAUGUGGAGUUCACAGGACGGGACAGUGUGACAUGUCCCACAUGUCAGGGCACAGGGAGGAUCCCCAGAGGACAAGAAAAUCAACUUGUGGCAUUGAUUCCAUACAGUGACCAAAGGCUGCGACCCAGAAGGACGAAGUUGUAUGUGUCGGCAUCAGUGGUGGUCUGCCUGUUGCUGUCCAGUCUGGCUGUGUUCUUCCUCUUCCCUCGCUCCAUCGAUGUGUCCUACGUCGGAGUGAAAUCCGUUUUUGUCAGCUACGACGAAGAGAAACGCAGCGUUUAUCUCAACAUCACGAACACGCUCAAUAUAACCAACAACAACUACUACUCAGUGGAGGUGGCCAACAUCACAGCUCAGGUGCAGUUUGCCAAGACGGUGAUCGGUAAAUCUCGCAUCAGCAACAUCACUGCCAUCAGUCCUCUGGACAUGAAACAGAUAGAUUAUAUGGUCUCCACCACCAUUGCAGAUGAGAUGAACUACAUGUAUGACUACUGCACUCUCCAAACCAUCAAGGUCCACAACAUUGUCGUCAUGAUGCAAGUGACUGUCACCACCACGUACUUUGGUCAUGCGGAGCAGGUGUCUCAGGAGAUGUACCAGUACGUGGACUGUGGAGGGAACACCACCUCUACUAGAGGGAUGACCAAGCUGCUCAGCAUCCCACAUCCUGCUGAGUAACCCCACCACUGUCCUCACCAGCCUUAGAUGGUUCACUGUGUUUUCCCUUCUCCUCCACCUGCAGCGCCUCACAAACUGCUGUUGUCACAAUGCAGCAGUAAUUGACUGCAAUAUAAAUACUAAAAGAAAUCCACACUAAGACAAGAACAUGAAGUUGUUUCUUAUGGAGGUGAAUUGAAUUCAGCAAAGAGAAAACAAUCUACAGUAGCAAUAAUAUUAAUUACUAACACUUUAUCAUUUCAAGAUGCUAGACAAUUACCUCAUAAUAACAUGUAUUUUAUUGUCACCACAUACAGUAUGUGUCUCAAAGGAUGAGUUCCACACCUCAAAAUUGUAAGAAAGCUCCUAAAUACAAGAUGUGUAUCUUAAAGUAACAGUACUGUCUCAUAGUUAGGAGAUGCAUAUCUCAUAAUUAUGACUCUACUUCAUAAGUACAGGAAAAGUAUAACAUAGUUACAAGAUCUGUAUCUUGAAAAUACUAGAAAACAAUUAUAUAAUUAAUAUUUUUUUUCAUUAUUUAUGCUAAUAAUUACAAGCUAUACAUCUAGUUAUUACAAGAACACUUUUUAACUAUGAAAUCCUGAUCUUGUCAUUGCGAGAAGACUAUUUCAUGAUCAAGAUCGGUAUCAAACAAUUGCAAGAAACUGUAUAAUUAGGAGAUCAGUAUUUACAAAUGACAAGAAACCUAAUUCCUAUCUCUUGUAAUUACCCAAAAACAGUUUUAUGAUUAUGAGAUCAGUAUUUUGUAAUUACAAGAAAACUCUUUUGAUAAUUACGAGAGCCGUAUCACAAUAACAGGGAUACCAUGCCUCAGUACAUAUUUGUCCGGUCAAAGGAAUAUAUUUCAGGGGUCCCAAUUUGCCCCAACAAAAUUUAAGCUGACGUAGUUAGCUAGUUACUUUAGUCCCCUUAUCUCAAGAGUGUUCUUUUAGCUUUUACUACUUAUUUACUUUGGUUCAAAUGCUGUUAUGUUUUUUCAAUCCUUAGCUGGGGGAAUAUAAAUGUUCCUCUGCAAAUCUCUUUUAAUUUAGCAAAAUAUGCCAAACCUCUGAAGGUAUAGGUGCAUAUUUUAGACUACAUUCCAAAAAUAUUGGAUAAGUAUGAUGCUUGGCUACUAGGCUAAUUAAUACCAAAAUAAGCUAUACAUGCCUUUUUUUCAAGACAGAGUUUAGCAAUUCUAAGAUGGGAGCUUCUUGGCCAGACCAUGAAGUGAAACCCCAGCUAUUUUAAGAUUAAGACAUAUGUAUGUCCUGAUAGUGAGAAAACAAGGUUUUUUUUUCUACAGUUUUGAGGUGGCAUCAUCAUCUUAUUGUGACAACACUCAUUAAUAAAUUCCACUCCAUCAUAAUCUAAGAUUUACACAAGAGGAGGAAACAAAAAGGGUAUUUGUUCUAAUAAUAAAUGUAGAUUUGAAAACUUGAUGAAGGCAUUUCACUACCGACAGAACCCUAAUGCACUUUAUAAGUAUAUUUAAAUAGCACACUUUAUCAGCGGUUCCAAGUACUCCAAAGCCUUUUCCUCCACCUCAGUGUGUUAGGCUCUAUGAAGAUGGAUCAACAAAAAGUGGUGUUAUUACAUGAUAACAAUAUUCAGAUACUGAUGUGUCUGAUUAUGAAAUACGUAGUGUUCCUCUAUGACUGCUUUGAAUUUGUAUGAUCCUCUGAAUAAUCUACCAUUCUAUGUAGUUGCCGGGUGCUCAUAAUUAUAGUUUAUACAUUGCUUGUCGUUAUAGCUUUUUUUUUGUCUUCAUAUUUGUAAUUAAUUGAAAGUGUCAUUCCACAUCAAAGAAAGAGGGGGAAAUUAUUCUUGGCUUGCCACCUUGUGAGUAAUACCCACACCACUAAGCUUUUAGCACCACCUAUUUCACUAGGAUGAAUUUCACUGCAACACUUUCUCAUGCGACCAGGCCUGACCUCCUCGUUGGACAGAGGACGCUAUAGAUAUGCACUACAUUAAAGCUGCACAGGGUGUAAACAGAGCAUGAAGGCACCACUUGUUGGCAGUACAAGCAAACGUAUUAAACAGAGUGGAGUUGCUCUUUAAUUCAAAGGAAUUAUCACUUCAGAGGGUUCACGUCCUCGACCUAUUACUGUACUGGCAACUCUGUAAUGAAAAAGUAAGCAAAAUGUAAAAUGGCAAGCAAGCAUAUUUACUUAUAGAGUAACUAAAACUCCAAACAACUUUUUCAUCUGAAAAUAAAUGGAUAUGGGUAUUCAGAUCUGUUUUUUGAUGGGUUCAGGUCCAAAUUUUGAAAUUUAAGUCCACAUUAUUAGUAGUCAUCUAUUUUUAAAGCUGUACAAAACCGGAAAUCAAUUUUCUGAAUAUUUAUUGGAUUCAACACCCGUUAGAAACAAUGCAGACCACUGAAGCCUUUUGGUCGAUGAAUCGUGAAGGGCUGUAAUUUAUUAGGAUUAUUAGUAGUUGUACAUUUCUUGAAUAAAUAAAGCAUUAUAUUCUGCUCUUGCUAUCCUGCAAAUAGGUUUAUUUAAAAUGAUUGAAUGAUUGAAUCCUGUGAAGUUGGGAUCAUUAUGACUGAACAAGUUGAUUUGCACAUAAUGCAUACUUAUCCUUCUAACUGUGGUGGUUCCUAGAAAUGGUGGUCUCAUUUUUAUACCUUAAAUAAAAAUAAUGACUAAUAUUUUCUCUAACAUUUCACCUAAUUUAUUUUGUUAAUGACACACAUAUAUAUUAUGAUCUUUGACCAAUAGUCAUCUAGUUUUGUAUCAAAUCUAUUUUGAAUUUGAAAAAACAUCCUGGGUAUCUAGAAUUUUGCAUGAUUUAUGUCAACAUCCUGUAAAUAUUUAGAAAUUGUCAUUAUAAUAUAACAUUCCUACAAACUUUGAUAUUUGGGUAGCUAGACUACAGCUGUAACAUUUGUAUUGAGUGGGAUUUAAAGAGAAGCACACUUUUUUUUUUAUCCUAACAUGCACCUUUAACAGUCCCUAUUAACUUUUGAAAAGCUAUUUUAGACUCCUACCUCCAAUGUCAUUUCAAAGAUUUUAUUGAUCAUUAUUCAUAGUUUUAUAUUUGUCUUGGGAGUAUGAAUAAA
Messenger RNA from Anoplopoma fimbria (sablefish), 3938 nucleotides. RefSeq names its product transmembrane protein 106Bb (gene tmem106bb). The record is from RefSeq and is a predicted model, not a curated record. The transcript has 8 exons. Lineage: Eukaryota; Metazoa; Chordata; Actinopteri; Perciformes; Anoplopomatidae. Bases 86 to 889 code for a protein of 267 amino acids.